Messenger RNA from Adineta steineri, 300 nucleotides. Lineage: Eukaryota; Metazoa; Rotifera; Eurotatoria; Adinetida; Adinetidae. The record is from the annotation of a GenBank genome assembly.
AUGAUUUCUAAUCAAUUUUUACGAUCUUCAUCAACUAUGAGUCUUGUUUGUUAUCGUCAAUUUGCUCCUCUUUUAACUCGUUUCGGUUCGACAUUAUCUAAAGAGACUUCAUCAAAACAAGAUAAAUCAACAACGAAAGACAAAUCCGGAAAAUCAUGGGUUGAAUAUAAAGCCGAUGAUAUGUACGAUUAUACAACAUUUAGUUAUUAUGAUCUUGAAGCAUCAAUGACUAAAUAUCGACUUCCACAACCUUCACCCUAUACACCAUUUAAAGCUGACUCGGCUACACAAAAGAAAUAA